Molecule: messenger RNA, 1361 nt
Organism: Solanum verrucosum
Lineage: Eukaryota; Viridiplantae; Streptophyta; Magnoliopsida; Solanales; Solanaceae
Product: protein CIA1-like
Exons: 10
Coding region: 73-1242 (389 amino acids)
Biological process (GO): iron-sulfur cluster assembly
Cellular component (GO): cytosolic [4Fe-4S] assembly targeting complex
Molecular function (GO): protein binding
Source: RefSeq, a predicted model, not a curated record
ACCAAAAUCUGAUCAAAUUUCCCCAAUUUAUAUUGAGCAGCACAGUCGCUUCGCCGCCACAAUUCCGCCGCGAUGAAGAAUUUCAGCUACGACGAUUUUGAACUGAGAGAGAUUCAAAAGCUCGAAGGUCACACCGGUAAGGUUUUGGGCAUAGCUUGGAAGGUGGAUACCGGAGUAUGGGGUUUUCUGGCAGUAAUGGCAUCCUGGAGUGAUGAUAAAACCGUACGGAUCUGGGAAGAGAACUUAUCCGGCUUAUUUGUGUGUAAGGCUGUUUUGGAGGCAUCAUCUACUGUUAGAUCGUGUGCCUGGUCACUGGAAUACAAUUUGUUGGCAGCAGGUUGCUCUGAUGCCACCACUGUCAUUUGGAAAAAUGUCGGUGAUCAUGCCUAUGAGCGUAUCUACACUUUAAAGGGUCAUGAGAAUGAAGUGAGAAGUGUUUCCUGGGAUAUGGUCGGGCUACUGCUUGCGACAUGUGGAGGUGAUAAGUCAAUUUGGAUAUGGGAAGCUUUGCCUGGAAAUGAGUUUGAUUGUGCUUCAGUGUUACAAGGAAACACAGAAGAUGUUAAGAUAGUUCAAUGGGAUGAUAAUAAUGCUUUAUUCUCCGUUAGUAGUGAUAACACCAUUAAGGUUUGGAAAGAGACAAGUUAUAACAGUGGUGAUUGGCGUUGUAUUAAAACUUUGGGUGAGUCUGACAGAGAACAUACUUCUGCUGUGCUGUCUCUCUCUUUCAGUAAAGAUAGAAGAAGAAUGGUAUCUUGCAGUGAUGGCCUUACCAUCAAGAUAUAUUGUGAUCGUGAUUAUACAGAACUUUGGACUACAAUGGGUAUAUGUUGCUGUAAUUACUAUGUUUUCCAAUUCCUGAUUUGCUACCAUCUCCUUUUUGUGCUUGUUAGGUCACAUAUUUGCACUCUAUCUGGAUAUCAUGAUACGACAAUUUUCGCAGUUGACUGGUUGAGGGAAUUACUCCGUUGGGUACCUGAGGAGGAAGACCAGGACCCAGAAAUAUAUGCUAGUGCAGGAGCUGAUGACGCUAUACAUAUAUUUAUCGAGGACAAGGACAAUGAGGUUGAUGGACUUUCAUUUAAACAACUUUUGAAGAAGGAGAAGGCUCAUGAAACGAACAUAAAUUCUGUAAAAUGGCACUCUGGGGAUAAAAGGCGUUUGGCGUCCGCCAGUGAUGAUGGAACAGUGAAGAUAUGGGAGUUUGUUUGCCCCUGGCCUGCUGGCCGCAUAGAUCCAUAGUUGAUACUGGAAGUGUUGUUAUAGUAAUUUUGAGCCUGUUGAUGCCUCAAACUUCUGGAAAACUAUUUAUUUUCUCGAAUUCAAGAUCUCUUCUUAAGGGCAGAGGGACUCUAUCUAUC